AUGUCCAUCCUUCAGAAACCCUUCCGACACCGUGCCGUGGAACCGACACGUGCCGUCGCGUCGGUGGGCGUUUCCGGCGCCUCGGACGAGGUUUGUGAUGGGAGCAAUUCCCUGGAGUACCUGGGGAAUAUGACCUCGGAUGAACUGCUUGGCCGGGACUACAUGCAGGCGAUGUCACGCAUGUUGGUGCUCCCUUGCGGCGGCACCACGGUGAAUUCCACUGGAGGCCUCUUAGAGACAGGAGUGGUGAGCUGCCGACAGGCCUUUUGUCCGGAGGGCGUCUCAGAAGAUGAGGCCAGACGAUGUCAAGAGAACUGUCGCAGUCAUCCCUUCUUCUGCAAAGAGACAUGCGAAGCCAAUGAGCAGUCCGGCGCGUGUCAAUCCUGCCGUCGAGAGUGUGAAGCUGCAUGCGAAUGCAGUAGCUACUGCGAACCUCUAAUGAAGGAUGCAGCUCUCUGUGUUGAGCAGGGUGGGCGUUGGCAGCAAGCUUUGAGCCAGAACUUCGACAACGUCCUGUCCUCCAUGUUGACCCUCUUCGAGAUCUCUAGCACGGAAGGUUGGGCGGAUGUGAUGUAUCAGGCAUGUGACAGCUAUGGCCAGUUCAUCGAGCCGGUGCGGAACUACAGCGAGUGGCUCUUCGCACCCUUCUUCGUGGUCUACAUGAUUUUCUCGCACAUGUUCAUCAUCAACCUGAGCGUGGGAGUCAUCGUAGACAAGUUCAUGGACUUAAAGCAGUCGGGAAAGCGCGAUGUGCUCCUGACGACGGCGCAACUGAAGUGGCUGGACUCCCAACGGCUCUUGACAGCGACGCGCUUCGACGUCACGAACCUGCACAAGAUGCCAUGGCUUCAGCGGAAGGUCUAUCAUUUCAUCAGCAGCUUUCGCUUCUCCGCCUUCAUUCUGGUGGCGAUUGCUCUGAACUCUGCGUUGAUGGCGAUGCAAACCUUUCCAUCGCAGAUCGAGAGCUGGGACGAGGUCAUGUACGUGGGAAAGCGCUGCUUCUCGGCGAUCUUCACGUUGGAAAUGAUGCUGAAGAUCUACGCCCUGCGCUCCGCCUACUGGGAGGACAGCUGGAACCGCUUCGACUUCUUUUGUGUCAUCGUCUCACUGCUUGGAAUCAUCCUGGAGGACACCACCACGUUAAACGUCACGGGCGUCACUUCAGUCUUUCGGGUUCUGCGACUCUUCCGAUUGAUGAAAUACCUCAAGGGUGUGAAGAAGAUUUUUGUCGCACUUGCUGCGUCUGUACCCAAAUUGGUGAAUGUCAUGGCGAUCUUGCUGCUCCUCUUGACCUUGUACAGCAUCUUGGGAGUCAGUUUGUUCUCCACUUUGAAAUUUUCUUCUGAAAGUCCGCAAUGUAAUUUCAAAGACUUUGUCCAGGCGUUUAUCACCCUCUUUCGGGCCUCCACGGGUGAAGCCUGGAACGAAAUUAUGCAUGACAUUGCGCGAUCUCCGAAAGAGAUCUUUGCAUCAGGCGACUGGUGCACGCCCGAUUAUCUCUUUGACACUGAGAAUCAGUUUGAGGCUCUCUCCGAGAAAUGCUUAAUUGAGAGGCCCGGACGCACGGUGAUACGCUGUGCCGUGGGCGGAGUACCGCUGUGGGCGAAGUGGCGUGACGGCGACAAGGCUCAUUUGAACCCAUUUUCUGCCCACAAGCAGGCCAAGAAGAAAGCUGGUACCGUCAAGCGGCCAGCUAGCACCAAGUACUCUUGCCGCUAG
Messenger RNA from Durusdinium trenchii, 1719 nucleotides. Lineage: Eukaryota; Dinophyceae; Suessiales; Symbiodiniaceae. The record is from the annotation of a GenBank genome assembly.